This is a messenger RNA of Cyphellophora europaea CBS 101466, 1209 nucleotides long. RefSeq lists its product as uncharacterized. Gene Ontology annotation, cellular component: endomembrane system. Bases 1 to 1209 code for a protein of 402 amino acids. The transcript has a single exon. The record is from RefSeq and is a predicted model, not a curated record. Lineage: Eukaryota; Fungi; Ascomycota; Eurotiomycetes; Chaetothyriales; Cyphellophoraceae.
AUGAGGCCACUGCACUUCCUACUCACCUUGCUGGCCUGCGUAGCCCUGGUCAGAGCCUUCACCAAGGAAGAUCAUGAUAUCUUCAGAAUUCGAAACGAAUUGGAGGACGCGGAGGGCAAGGGGACAACAUUCUACGAAUUCCUCGGAGUUGAGAGCACAGCCACCGUCGAUGAUAUCAAGAAAGCCCUAAGAAAAAAGUCCCGAACCCUACACCCUGACAAAGUCAGACAGACCUUCAUCGCCAACAAGUCUACCCGUCCCCCAAAGAAGUCGGGUGAGAAAAGAGACAAGGGGGUGCAUGUUUCCAAAGGUCCAUCGCAGCGGGAGAUUUCAAACUUCAUGACUGGAGCGACGGCGCGAUAUCAACGACUGUCCGUUGUGGGAGGGAUUCUGCAGUCAGAGCAGCGAGACCGGUACGACCACUUUCUCAAGCACGGGUUUCCGACAUGGAAGGGCACUGGCUACUAUUAUUCUCGUUACCGACCUGGCUUAGGCACAGUUAUCUUUGGGCUGUUCCUUGUCGGUGGAGGAUUGGCUCACUACUUUGCAUUGACGAUCAGUUACCGACGGCAGCGAGAGUUCAUGGAGCGCUAUAUCCGAUCAGCACGCAAGCAAGCCUGGGGCGAUGAAAGUGGUAUUGUUGGUAUCACGGCACCGACACCCGUUGAGCUUCCUGCCGAUGAUUCAGACCAAAUGUCGGGCCUUACCCGCAAACAAAAGCGUGAGAUGGAGCGUCAGCAGAAGAAAGAAAAGAAGACGGGGAACGGCAGGUCUAAAGAGCCGAAGCCGGAGAAGAUUCAGACAACGACUGGUGAGAGGAGACGUGUGGUCGCCGAGAAUGGCAAGGUGCUCAUUGUCGACUCGGUCGGCAAUGUCUUCCUGGAAGAGGAAGAUGAAGAGGGCAACGUCGACGAAUUCCCCCUCGACUUGGACGAGAUCCACAAGCCGACCUUCCGUGACACAGCGGUCGUACGCGCUCCCAUCUGGCUAUACCGCAAAGCAUUCGACCCUUUCAUGAAGAACACCCAUCCUGUGCCCAGCGAUGAGGUCGCUACCGUGGGUAAUGAGCCUGAGCCGGAGGUCGUUGUCCCAGCUAUCAGCAUGAGCUCCAGUCAGAUCUCUGACAAUGGCUUCGAGAUUGUCGAUGCUACAGGCGUCGAAUCGGAUCGAAAUACUGGCGGCAAGAAGCGAAGAAAGGGAAAGAAAUAG